Molecule: messenger RNA, 8012 nt
Organism: Pongo pygmaeus (Bornean orangutan)
Lineage: Eukaryota; Metazoa; Chordata; Mammalia; Primates; Hominidae
Gene: UBR2
Product: ubiquitin protein ligase E3 component n-recognin 2
Exons: 47
Coding region: 410-5677 (1755 amino acids)
Biological process (GO): protein ubiquitination; ubiquitin-dependent protein catabolic process via the N-end rule pathway
Cellular component (GO): ubiquitin ligase complex; cytoplasm
Molecular function (GO): zinc ion binding; ubiquitin protein ligase activity
Source: RefSeq, a predicted model, not a curated record
GUAUUAGGACACCACCUCUUUCCCGGCUGUGCUGUACCUACAGUACCCAGAACUACAGUACCCACAACGCUCCGCUUCGCCUCCUGGGUGUUAUUGCCCCUUUCCCGGUGCAGGACGCGGUAGUGGCCACCGAGAGUGUCAGGCCUGGGGUUUUCUGUGUCCUUCCCUGGGUCAGGGACGAGCCAGUGACUUGACUCUUGGGCGCUAAGCUUGGGAGGGAGCGCAGGAGGCCGCUGUCCUUCUUUUCCGGCUCACGUCACCCUUCUCUCCCUCUCUUGCUCCACCUGCAGCCACUUGGACGGCUCCGGGACUGAUUGCCUGGGGCAGGGGUGGCAGUCGAGGCCGCCGGGGCCGAGGUGAGGCUGCAGCUCUCCGGGCGGCGGUAGCGCUGGGAGGAGGAGGAGAGAAGAUGGCGUCGGAGCUAGAGCCAGAGGUGCAGGCCAUCGACCGGAGUUUGCUGGAAUGUUCGGCCGAGGAGAUUGCGGGGAAAUGGCUGCAAGCAACUGACCUCACUAGAGAAGUGUACCAGCAUUUAGCCCACUAUGUACCCAAAAUCUACUGCAGGGGUCCCAACCCUUUUCCACAGAAAGAAGACAUGCUGGCACAGCAUGUUUUGUUGGGACCAAUGGAAUGGUACCUUUGUGGUGAAGAUCCUGCAUUUGGAUUUCCAAAACUUGAGCAAGCAAACAAACCUUCUCAUCUUUGUGGUCGUGUUUUUAAAGUAGGAGAGCCUACAUAUUCUUGCAGAGACUGUGCAGUUGAUCCAACUUGUGUUUUGUGCAUGGAGUGCUUUUUGGGAAGUAUUCACAGAGAUCAUCGAUAUAGGAUGACAACAUCAGGAGGUGGAGGUUUCUGUGACUGUGGUGAUACUGAAGCUUGGAAAGAGGGUCCUUACUGUCAAAAACAUGGACUUAACACCUCUGAAAUUGAGGAAGAAGAGGAUCCUCUUGUUCAUUUAUCAGAAGAUGUGAUAGCAAGAACUUAUAACAUUUUUGCUAUUAUGUUUCGGUAUGCAGUAGAAAUAUUAACCUGGGAAAAAGAAAGUGAAUUGCCAGCAGAUUUAGAGAUGGUGGAGAAGAGUGACACCUACUAUUGCAUGCUGUUCAAUGAUGAGGUUCACACCUAUGAACAAGUUAUUUAUACUCUUCAGAAAGCUGUUAACUGUACACAAAAAGAAGCUAUUGGUUUUGCAACUACAGUAGAUCGAGAUGGGCGUAGGUCUGUUCGAUAUGGAGAUUUUCAGUAUUGUGAGCAAGCAAAAUCAGUAAUUGUGAGAAAUACCAUUAGACAGACAAAGCCACUCAAAGUUCAAGUUAUGCAUUCAUCUAUCGUCGCACAUCAGAAUUUUGGUUUGAAACUUUUGUCUUGGCUGGGAAGUAUUAUUGGAUAUUCAGAUGGCCUUCGCCGGAUUUUAUGUCAAGUUGGUUUACAAGAAGGGCCAGAUGGUGAAAACUCUUCUCUAGUGGACAGACUGAUGCUUAGUGAUUCCAAAUUAUGGAAAGGUGCUAGGAGUGUAUAUCAUCAGUUGUUCAUGAGCAGUCUGCUUAUGGAUUUGAAAUACAAGAAACUGUUUGCUGUUCGAUUUGCAAAAAAUUACCAGCAGUUGCAGAGAGAUUUUAUGGAAGAUGAUCACGAGCGAGCAGUGUCGGUGACUGCUCUAUCUGUCCAGUUCUUCACUGCACCUACUCUGGCUCGAAUGCUCAUCACAGAAGAAAACUUGAUGAGCAUUAUCAUUAAGACUUUUAUGGAUCAUUUGAGACAUCGAGAUGCCCAGGGCAGAUUUCAGUUUGAACGAUACACUGCUUUACAAGCUUUCAAAUUUAGGAGAGUACAGAGCCUUAUUUUAGAUCUCAAGUAUGUGUUAAUUAGCAAACCAACUGAAUGGUCAGAUGAGCUGAGGCAGAAGUUCCUAGAAGGGUUUGAUGCCUUUUUGGAAUUACUAAAAUGUAUGCAGGGAAUGGAUCCAAUUACACGUCAAGUAGGACAACAUAUUGAAAUGGAACCAGAGUGGGAAGCAGCCUUCACACUACAAAUGAAAUUAACACAUGUCAUUUCAAUGAUGCAGGACUGGUGUGCUUCAGAUGAAAAAGUGUUAAUUGAAGCUUACAAGAAAUGUCUCGCUGUACUGAUGCAGUGUCAUGGUGGUUAUACUGAUGGUGAACAGCCAAUCACACUAAGCAUUUGUGGACAUUCAGUGGAAACUAUCAGAUACUGUGUUUCCCAAGAAAAAGUUAGCAUUCACCUCCCAGUUUCUCGCUUACUUGCAGGUUUACAUGUAUUAUUAAGCAAAAGUGAAGUGGCAUAUAAAUUUCCAGAGCUCCUACCUCUAAGUGAACUUAGCCCACCCAUGUUGAUAGAACACCCUCUUAGAUGUCUUGUUCUAUGUGCCCAAGUACAUGCCGGAAUGUGGAGAAGAAAUGGGUUCUCUCUAGUAAACCAGAUUUAUUACUACCAUAAUGUGAAAUGCAGACGUGAGAUGUUUGACAAGGAUGUAGUAAUGCUUCAGACAGGUGUCUCCAUGAUGGAUCCAAAUCAUUUCCUGAUGAUCAUGCUCAGCCGCUUUGAACUUUAUCAGAUUUUCAGUACUCCAGACUAUGGAAAAAGAUUUAGUUCUGAGAUUACCCAUAAGGAUGUUGUUCAGCAGAACAAUACUCUAAUAGAAGAAAUGCUAUACCUCAUUAUAAUGCUUGUUGGAGAGAGAUUUAGUCCUGGAGUUGGACAGGUAAAUGCUACAGAUGAAAUCAAGCGAGAGAUUAUCCAUCAGUUGAGUAUCAAGCCUAUGGCUCAUAGUGAAUUGGUAAAGUCUUUACCUGAAGAUGAGAACAAGGAGACCGGCAUGGAGAGUGUAAUCGAAGCAGUUGCCCAUUUCAAGAAACCUGGAUUAACAGGACGAGGCAUGUAUGAACUGAAACCAGAAUGUGCCAAAGAGUUCAACUUGUAUUUCUAUCACUUUUCAAGGGCAGAACAGUCCAAGGCAGAAGAAGCGCAACGGAAAUUGAAAAGACAAAAUAGAGAAGAUACAGCACUCCCACCUCCGGUGUUGCCUCCAUUCUGCCCUCUGUUUGCAAGCCUGGUUAACAUUUUACAGUCAGAUGUCAUGUUGUGCAUCAUGGGAACAAUUCUGCAAUGGGCUGUGGAACAUAAUGGAUAUGCCUGGUCAGAGUCCAUGCUACAAAGGGUGUUACAUUUAAUUGGAAUGGCACUACAGGAAGAAAAACAACAUUUAGAGAAUGUCACGGAAGAGCAUGUAGUAACAUUUACCUUCACUCAGAAGAUAUCAAAACCUGGUGAAGCGCCAAAAAACUCUCCUAGCAUACUAGCUAUGCUGGAAACACUACAAAAUGCUCCCUACCUAGAAGUCCACAAAGACAUGAUUCGGUGGAUAUUGAAGACUUUUAAUGCUGUUAAAAAGAUGAGGGAGAGUUCACCUACCAGUCCCGUGGCAGAGACAGAAGGAACCAUAAUGGAAGAGAGUUCAAGGGACAAAGACAAAGCUGAGAGGAAGAGAAAAGCAGAGAUUGCCAGACUGCGCAGAGAAAAGAUCAUGGCUCAGAUGUCUGAAAUGCAGCGGCAUUUUAUUGAUGAAAACAAAGAACUCUUUCAGCAGACAUUAGAACUGGAUGCCUCAACCUCUGCUGUUCUUGAUAAUAGCCCUGUGGCUUCAGAUAUGACACUUACAGCACUGGGCCCCACACAAACUCAGGUUCCUGAACAAAGACAAUUCGUUACAUGUAUAUUGUGUCAAGAGGAGCAAGAAGUUAAAGUGGAAAGCAGGGCAAUGGUCUUGGCAGCGUUUGUUCAGAGAUCAACUGUAUUAUCAAAAAACAGAAGUAAAUUUAUUCAAGAUCCAGAAAAAUAUGAUCCGUUAUUCAUGCACCCUGAUCUGUCUUGUGGAACACACACUAGUAGCUGUGGGCACAUUAUGCAUGCCCAUUGUUGGCAAAGGUAUUUUGAUUCCGUUCAAGCUAAAGAACAGCGAAGGCAACAGAGAUUACGCUUACAUACAAGCUAUGAUGUAGAAAACGGAGAAUUCCUUUGCCCCCUUUGUGAAUGCUUGAGUAAUACUGUUAUUCCUCUGCUGCUUCCUCCAAGAAAUAUUUUUAACAACAGGUUAAAUUUUUCAGACCAACCAAAUCUGACUCAGUGGAUUAGAACAAUAUCUCAGCAAAUAAAAGCAUUACAGUUUCUUAGGAAAGAAGAAAGUACUCCUAAUAAUGCCUCUACAAAGAAUUCAGAAAAUGUGGAUGAAUUACAGCUCCCUGAAAGGUUCAGGCCUGAUUUUCGUCCUAAGAACCCUUAUUCUGAGAGCAUAAAAGAAAUGCUAACGACAUUUGGAACUGCUACCUACAAGGUGGGACUAAAGGUUCAUCCCAAUGAAGAGGAUCCUCGUGUUCCCAUAAUGUGUUGGGGUAGCUGCGCAUACACCAUCCAAAGCAUAGAAAGAAUUUUGAGUGAUGAAGAUAAACCAUUGUUUGGUCCUUUACCUUGCAGACUGGAUGACUGUCUUAGGUCAUUGACGAGAUUUGCCGCAGCACACUGGACAGUGGCAUCACUUUCAGUGGUGCAAGGACAUUUUUGUAAACUUUUUGCAUCACUGGUGCCUAAUGACAGCCAUGAGGAACUUCCAUGCAUAUUAGAUAUUGACAUGUUUCAUUUAUUGGUGGGCUUGGUGCUUGCGUUCCCUGCGUUGCAGUGUCAGGAUUUUUCAGGGAUCAGCCUUGGCACUGGAGACCUUCACAUUUUCCAUCUGGUUACUAUGGCACACAUCAUACAGAUCUUACUUACCUCAUGUACAGAAGAGAAUGGCAUGGAUCAAGAAAAUCCCACUUGUGAAGAAGAAUCAGCAGUUCUUGCUCUGUAUAAAACACUUCACCAGUAUACGGGAAGUGCCUUGAAAGAAAUACCAUCCGGCUGGCAUCUGUGGAGGAGUGUCAGAGCUGGAAUCAUGCCUUUCCUGAAGUGUUCUGCUUUAUUUUUUCAUUACUUAAAUGGAGUUCCUUCCCCACCCGACAUUCAAGUUCCUGGAACAAGCCAUUUUGAACAUUUAUGUAACUAUCUUUCCCUACCAAACAACCUCUUUUGCCUUUUUCAAGAAAAUAGUGAGAUAAUGAAUUCACUGAUUGAAAGUUGGUGCCAUAACAGUGAAGUUAAAAGAUAUCUAGAAGGUGAAAGAGAUGCUAUAAGAUAUCCAAGAGAAUCUAACAAAUUAAUAAACCUUCCAGAGGAUUACAGCAGCCUCAUUAAUCAAGCAUCCAAUUUCUCGUGCCCGAAAUCAGGUGGUGAUAAGAGCAGAGCCCCAACUCUGUGCCUUGUGUGUGGAUCUCUGCUGUGCUCCCAGAGUUACUGCUGCCAGACUGAACUGGAAGGGGAGGAUGUAGGAGCCUGCACAGCUCACACCUACUCCUGUGGUUCUGGAGUGGGCAUCUUCCUGAGAGUACGGGAAUGUCAGGUGCUAUUUUUAGCUGGCAAAACCAAAGGCUGUUUUUAUUCUCCUCCUUACCUUGAUGACUAUGGGGAGACCGACCAGGGACUCAGACGGGGAAAUCCUUUACAUUUAUGCAAAGAGCGAUUCAAGAAGAUUCAGAAGCUCUGGCACCAACACAGUGUCACAGAGGAAAUUGGACAUGCACAGGAAGCCAAUCAGACACUGGUUGGCAUUGACUGGCAACAUUUAUAAUUAUUGCACCACCAAAAAACACAAACUUGGAUUUUUUUAACCCAGUUGGCUUUUUAAGAAAGAAAGAAGUUCUGCUGAAUUUGGAAAUAAAUUCUUUAUUUAAACUUUCCUUCCCAGUUUUAUAGUUUCUGGUUCUGAGGACUGAUGAAAAUCAUCUUCCAUCAGCAGAUUUUCUUGCACUGUUUGCUGUGCCCCUCAAAUAUAACGUCUUGGGUUUUAAGAUCGAGCAAGGAGCUUCUCUUCCUAGAUUGAUCCCAGCCCCUUUGUGGGGGGUCUGACUGCGUAGUCCCAGCCAUUAUGUGAUACUUCACGUUAUUGAUGAUAGUGAACUGUGGGUCUGAAGCUGACUCAACGGAGGCAGGAAACAAAGUCUCUGUGGUCUGUUGGGUCAUACUUCCUGGUUCCACUGAGUGGCCCAACACUGGGACUGGGUUGGUGUCCCCUCUGCUGACAGGACCCUACUCCUAGGAGCAAAGUGGUUGAUUUUGAAGGCAGUGUUCCCUUCUCUCCAUUGACUAUGAGAGAGUUGGGAGACACAGGUGCAGAAGAAGCCCAUGGGGAGAAGGUGGAUUCCUGGUGUGCUGACUGGUUUUUCAGGGCUGUUAGAGGUUUUUUUUUUACUUUUUUUUUUUUUUUAUGGCAAGACUUUUGGCUUUGAGAAAACUCACUUAAAUGGCUUUCCAAAAACUUAGGAUGGUCUAAAAAAUUAGGAUAUUCUUUUAGAAUUAGGAAGAAAAAUUAGGAUAUUCUAAAAGAAUAUGGAUUAAAAAAUUAGGAUAUUCUUUUAGAUAUCCUAAUAUCUAGAUGAGAGGACUUCCUUCAUAAGAUCUGGUUGUUUGGGCUGUGGUUGGCAUAAGUGAUGUUUAUUUUGGCCUCUGUCACAUCCAGUUUCUUGAGCUUUUAAGGAAAGCUUCUUUUGACUUUUUUUCAGAUGUUCACCAAGCUUAAGUUUAAAAUAAUAGGUAUUCUGAAAGAGUAUUCUAAUUUUCUUAUCUGUAUUCUUUUAGAAUACCCUGAUGUUUCAGACAGUAAUAUUCUCUUGUUAUUUCUAAGGCUAAAUUGGCAGAGUAUAUCAUCUAAAGGCAAACACUGAAGAAGGUGAGAACCCACUCCCACCCAGCCAGCAUUUCCUGGAACAGACGAGCUGCUGCUUCCUUGCCGGCUCACUUAGUGCGUUCCUGGGAUGGUCUGGUUCCCAGGCUUUUUAUUCUUUUUGAACAUUGUUCUUACUGAGGUGCCUUCCUACAACAAGAGCCACUUACAAAAUAGCUUAUAAUUAUUAUGUUCCACACAACUACUAUUGUUUGAUGUAUGACUCCUAAGAGCUUGAAUACAUGCAGAGAGUGACUGAAGACUUAGUAGAGGAAUAAAUUCUGAGCCUGUCUAAGGUGGGGCUAAGGAAGAAAUGAGUAAUAAGAGGCUCUUGGAUUUUUUUAAACAAUGCAGGUGACCCUUUCAAUCAGUUUUCUUUGAAUUACAUCUACAAGUUUUGUUCCACUCAGCUACCAGUCAACUAGGCAUGCUCCACAGUAUAGCAGGAAGAAGGUCAGAAAUCUGGACCUGAAGCGAAAAGAAGUGAGGAUGUAGAAGCCACAUUCCUCUCCAAGGUAGUGUGUGAAAGAACCGCCCCCUCUUGAGAGGAGGAUGACCGUCACCAUUCUUGCUUGGGACUGACUCACCCAGCUGAGGGGAGGACCAAUAGAAAGAAAAUUCACAUUUGAAUCCACCUCUCUCCCCCUUUUUCUGGCCUUCAUUCAUAAGAUCUGGUUGUUUGGGCUGUAGGUGGCAUAAUUCAUGUUUAUUUUGGCCUCUGUCACAUCCAGUUUCUUUAGCUUUUAAGGUAAGCUUCUUUUGGCUUUUUUUCAUAUGUUCACCAAGCUAAAAUUUAAAAUAAUAAGACCAGGUUUCUCUCUCUACAAGUGGAUUAUAAACAUUUUCACCAAAUCAUAACAAUACUCCAGCUGUCCGGCCCGACUUCCUAGGAGCCUGGAGUUAGCAAAGGUUGUCUCUGGAUUUCAUUCUCUGGGAAUAUCACAGAGCCUGGGAGAAGAUGAAUUUACAUGAAAUUGCAACAUACACACCUUUUUAUUUUCUGGUGUUAAGCUAGUUGUCUUUCCUACCUUACAAAUCAUGUUAGUUUUAUGAUUUGUUCCGCAUGUUUUAUGUUUAUUGUAGAAAUGUUUAUAUAACAUAUGCUUUCCGUAUCAGGGAAAAUCAUAUCUGUUUAAUAAAUUGGCUAUAACUUUAAUAUCCGUGGACAACUUGUAAAAUUUGGAAUGUAUCAUAUGUAAAAAGUUUAAAGAUAUCCAAAUAAAUGCUUUAGGUGUUGGCAUUA